Messenger RNA from Erythranthe guttata (spotted monkey flower), 1956 nucleotides. RefSeq names its product N-acetylglucosamine-1-phosphate uridylyltransferase 1 (gene GLCNAC1PUT1). The record is from RefSeq and is a predicted model, not a curated record. Gene Ontology annotation, biological process: UDP-N-acetylglucosamine biosynthetic process. NCBI's taxonomy places the organism in Eukaryota, Viridiplantae, Streptophyta, Magnoliopsida, Lamiales, Phrymaceae. Gene Ontology annotation, molecular function: UDP-N-acetylglucosamine diphosphorylase activity.
UUAAUAAUUCAUUCAUUCCUCUCUAAUUCAUUCAGCCACUCCAACGGUUCUCUCACAUUUAACCAACAACUGAAUCUCUCUCUCUCUCUCUCUCUCUCUCUCUCUCUCUCGUUCUACAGUACCGCACCUAUAGAUAGAUCUGACGAAGAUCUAUACACAAAUUACGCAAUGAGGGAAUCGCUCUCUGAUAACAAUACCCCGUCGCCACCGCCGCCGCCGCCACUUCUGCUGCUCGAGAGGCUCAAAGAUUACGGCCAGGAAGACGCCUUUGCCCUCUGGGAAGAGCUCUCCCCCGAAGACCGCCAACUCCUCAUCAAGGACAUCGAGAACUUAGAUCUUCCGAGAAUUGACAGGAUUAUUCGAUGCUCGUUCCACUCACAAGGGCUUCCGGUAGCAGCAAUAGAACCGGUUCCAGAAAGCAGUGUUUCGACAUUAGCAAAACGGACAGCGGAAGAAAAAGAAAAGUGGUACAAAAUGGGAUUAAAAGCCAUAUCUGAUGGAAAGUUAGGUGUGCUACUUCUAUCCGGUGGACAGGGAACUCGCCUUGGAAGUUCUGAUCCAAAAGGAUGUUUUAACAUUGGACUUCCAUCUGGCAAAUCACUCUUCCAACUUCAAGCAGAGCGAAUUUUGUGUCUCCAAAGAUUGGCAGCUCAAUCUGUGAACGAGGGUUCUGUCAGUACUACACCUAUACAUUGGUACAUUAUGACUAGUCCAUUUACUGAUGAACCCACCCGCAAAUUCUUUGAGAGCCGCAGAUAUUUUGGCCUUGAAGCAGAUCAAGUCACCUUCUUCCAGCAGGGAACGAUUCCUUGUGUGUCAAGAGAUGGUAGAUUUAUAAUGGAAACUCCAUACAGAGUAGCAAAGUCUCCUGAUGGAAACGGAGGAGUUUAUGCAGCUUUGAAAUCUUCAAGGUUGUUGGAAGAUAUGGCUAUGAGAGGCAUAAAAUAUUUGGAUUGUUAUGGAGUUGACAAUGCUCUGGUACGUGUCGGGGAUCCAACUUUCUUGGGUUAUUUCAUUGAUACAGGUGUGGCUGCUGCUGCCAAAGUUGUUCGGAAAAAAAACCCACAAGAGAAGGUUGGUGUAUUUGUUCGACGAGGAAAAGAUGGACCAAUCUCUGUGGUUGAGUAUACUGAAUUGGAUUCAUCACUGGCUAGCUUAACUAAUCAGGAAACAGGUGGCUUGCGCUUUUGUUGGAGCAACGUUUGCCUGCAUAUGUUCACCCUAGAUUUUCUGAAUCAAGUAGCAAAUGGUCUUGAGAAAGAUAGCAUCUAUCAUCUAGCAGAAAAGCAUAUUUCUUCAAUUCACGGACAGACAGUAGGAUACAAACUAGAGCAAUUUAUAUUUGAUGCUUUUCCUUAUGCACCUUCCACGGCACUUUUUGAGGUGUCCCGUGAGGAAGAAUUUGCACCAGUGAAAAAUGCGAGUGGAUCACAAUACGAUACUCCAGACAGCGCUCGCCUUCUAGUCCUUCGUCUGCACGCUCGUUGGGUGACUAAUGCCGGUGGCUUCUUGACUCACUCAGUUCCCCUAUACUCAACUGGUGUGGAAGUUUCACCUCUUUGUUCAUACGGAGGAGAGAACCUUGAGGCUAUCUGCCGCGGAAGAACUUUUCAUGCUCCCUGUGAGAUUGGAUUUUAGUUGCCAGAAUCUGAAUCUGAUAUAUCGAAAUAUGCUUCUUUUUUUUCCAUUUUGUUCGCUGAGGCUUUAUAUAUAAACGGCAAUCUCUGGUGGUGAGUGUAAGGUGGAAGUUGCUGAAGCUGUCAUGGUUUAAAAGCUUGUAUGAAAGUUGUCAAAUCUUUUAUAUAAGAUGUCUCUAUUUAGUUGUGGGUUUGUGACACAUUUGAUUUAAUUUGCGUCUCGAAAUUGAAGGUUUGUCAUGAUGCCUAUCCAUCUGCUUGCUUUGCUUGUUCCUCCAACAAUUUGGUUUAUCUAUUCAAUUACAUCUGCUCCUGCCAA